AACAUAUUACUUCAAGGAGAUUAAAAACACAAACAUUGUUUAAUAUUUUUAUUUGGUGAUUUGUUCCCAUUACUGUGACCUAUGAGAUACAGUAGCUGUGUCUCUACGUUGAUUCAGUAUACAUGCAGGCGUCUACAGGAGUCUUGGUGCAUCGGGAUUUAGAGAUUCCCAGCAUUGAACUCCUGUUGGUUAUAACUAUACAUUUGCUACAAAUUCCUAUAAAACAUGGUGACAUUACCAUAUGUGCAUACCGAGUGAGAAGGUGCAGAGAGGACGGGGUAGGUACAUUGUUGGUGGCCUUAGGCUGGCUGAGGGUGACAUACCGAGUGAGAAGGUGCAGAGAGGACGGGGUAGGUACAUUGUUGGUGGCCUUAGGCUGGCUGAGGGUGACAUACCGAGUGAGAAGGUGCAGAGAGGACAGGGGUAGGUACAUUGUUGGUGGCCUUAGGCUGGCUGAGGGUGACAUACCGUGUGAGAAGGUGCAGAGAGGAGAGGGGUAGGUACAUUGUUGGUGGCCUUAGGCUGGCUGAGGGUGACAUACCGUGUGAGAAGGUGCUGCAGGACAGGGGUAGGUACAUUGUUGGUGGCCUUAGGCUGGCUGAGGGUGACAUACUGUGUGAGAAGGUGCUGCAGGACAGGGGUAGGUACAUUGUUGGUGACCUUGGGCUGGCUGAGGGUGAAUUUGCUAUAAUGCUGGGCAUUCUGAUUGUGAUUUAGCCAUUUGAGUUCCUGUUUGCUUUGUGGUUGUUUAUUCAUAAUACACAGCGGCCAUAUUUUCCACUUUGGACAGGGGGUCCUGGAAUUUGGGGAGGCCGUGCAGAAUCAUUAAAUACAAGUGAAAUUGUGGGCUGACAAUUGGCUUGCAAAUUUUACACCACUAUAUUGAACAUAAAAAGAGAAUCUCUAAGGCCUGUUUUGGCCUCAGUCAUCAAGUCACGGUUUGGUGGAUUAACCCGUAGAGUGGGAGCAGCUCCAUUAAGAUAAGCAUGUGUUUCUUUAGUGUUCUGUUUGUAUAAAAAGAUAAGCGACGGAUGGCGUUACAAGUCAUAGACAAGCGAUUCCUUCUUAUAAAUCUCCACAAUGGCCGCCCCUGGAAAGAAAAGAGAGAAUAAAUGUUUGGAUAGUCAAUUCAUGAGC
Messenger RNA from Pelobates cultripes (western spadefoot toad), 1137 nucleotides. Lineage: Eukaryota; Metazoa; Chordata; Amphibia; Anura; Pelobatidae. The record is from the annotation of a GenBank genome assembly.